GCCUGGCGAAACUGAAAGUGACCCGGCUGCGCUUCACCUUCAGCUCUUGGCUUAGACCUGCAGGGGGGGCGGCGAGAAGCCGAACAUGAGCGCAGGAUCCGGGGCUGCGGUGGAGAUGAUCGAGCUGGCCAGAGGACCCUCAGGACUAGGGUUCAAUAUAGUCGGGGGCACUGACCAGCAGUAUGUCUCCGAGGACAGUGGCAUAUAUGUCAGCAGCAUUAAGGAGAAAGGAGCAGCCGCCAACGAUGGUCGGCUUCAGGAAGGAGACCGGAUAUUAGAGAUAAAUGGAGUCAAGUUAGAGAAUCUCUUGCACAAUGAUGCAGUGGCCCUCUUCAGGAACGCCGGGGAACACGUGGUGUUGAAAGUUCAUCACAAGCUUCAGAACCAACCCAACGGCCCGUCCAGUACCCGGAGCGAGAGCGACCCCGAAGGGAUAUCAUUGGCCGUGAUCGCCUUGCCUAUACUGGCAGCCGUUUUGAUCUAUGCGUUUUUUGCAUAUCGGCAUCGCUCAUAAAAUUCUGAAGGGUUGAUUGGUGAAAAAGCCAUCGAUGUUUAAUAUGUGUUGUCGUAUCAGAUACCUCCGCGAUGCGUAUAUCUACUGCCUGGCCUUUGUAUGUUCCCGUAGCUUGGAUACACAAGCCACAGUAUUGGGUCUCAAGACACUGAAAUUAAGUUUUAUCCGUACACACGUACCCUGCUAACUUAUUGUGAUUAAUAUCCUUUUUUUUAUGCUGUGUAUCAGUUUUGUUCAUAAAUAUUUCAUGAUUUUUGAUACCUAUGGAAUGUCUUAAAUUGGGAUUAUGUGCAAGUCCUCUAGCUGUGCUGAGAAAUAACCUCAUAGGAAACCUAUGAAAAAGGGUGUAAAUCUUUAAAUCCUGUAAUCCCCUGUUAUCUUCUGAAGCUCUGGAUUUACUACUUUAUAAGGAAUCGUCUGAUGAUGAUGAUGAUGACGGCUAGGUGAAUACCAUUUGUCAGCCAUACAGUUGCUCUCGUGCUGUUCGUGAAAUCCAGCUCCCGUGCUCACCAGCCAGCAUCGCGAUGGUUAGCUUCUGGCUGAGAACCAUAGGAGUUUUGUUUCAACCCGCAGAGAACUACUGGUUGAUUUCGUGCACCAAAGAGAAAGCUGUGCCUUCUUAAACUGUAGCGCUGAAAGUGCCUUCUAACUAAAGAAAAAGCAUUCGAAUGAUCCAAAGUAACAAAACCUGUUUUAUUGCCUUCAUAAUAAAUUAUAUUAUCAGAAAAA
Messenger RNA from Spea bombifrons (plains spadefoot toad), 1243 nucleotides. It is a transcript of the gene SYNJ2BP, whose product is annotated as synaptojanin 2 binding protein. Bases 86 to 514 code for a protein of 142 amino acids. The record is from RefSeq and is a predicted model, not a curated record. The transcript has 4 exons. Lineage: Eukaryota; Metazoa; Chordata; Amphibia; Anura; Pelobatidae. Gene Ontology annotation, molecular function: protein binding.